Messenger RNA from Eimeria maxima, 939 nucleotides. Its product is annotated as long-chain fatty acid CoA ligase, putative. The record is from RefSeq and is a predicted model, not a curated record. Gene Ontology annotation, molecular function: long-chain fatty acid-CoA ligase activity. The transcript has 6 exons. The annotation marks the transcript as partial. Lineage: Eukaryota; Apicomplexa; Conoidasida; Eucoccidiorida; Eimeriidae. Gene Ontology annotation, cellular component: endoplasmic reticulum; membrane.
GUUGUAUUCGACAAAUUCAAGAACCUUAUGGGAGGCCGCGUGCGGAUUAUGCUGACGGGGUCUGCUCCCCUCGAUCCCCAGACCUUGGAACGCAUGCGCGCUUUCUUCUGCUGUUGGAUUGUUGAGGGAUACGGCAUGACGGAGACAAUGGGCGCCUCCUUUUUGACGUGGAACGUUUAUGACAACAGCCCAGGGCAAGUUGGCGGGGUUCUGCCUUGCUUAGAGUUUUGCUUGCUGGAUGUAAGUGAGACAAUGAACAAGUACUCGAUCAGGGAUCCGAUCCCCAAGGGCGAACUCUGUGUCAGAGGCUCGACUGUCUUCGCGGGGUACUUUCGAAACAAAAAGGAGACAGAUAGUGUCAUCGACAAAGACGGCUGGUUUCAUACAGGAGACAUAGCUGCGUUAUUACCAAAUGGAGGCGUGCAAAUCAUAGACAGGAAAAAGAAUAUAUUCAAGCUUGCUCAGCUUGUAUUGGCGCUUUCUUGCAUUGACCGUGUGUAUUCGGGAGAGUACGUUGCCCCUGAGAAGAUAGAGGCGGUGUAUAUGCACAGCCGGUUUGUGGUGCAGUGUUUUGUUUUUGGGUUUUCAUCAGAGACAUCGUUGGUGGCUGUUGUGGUUGCCGAUCCCGACCAGACGCUGCAGUGGGUGCGGGAGACGAGGGGUGCUGCAGCAGCAGAAGCGCAUACUUUCGCGGAAUGGUUGGAGGAUCCAGAAGUGCAGCGAAUCAUACAAGAAGACAUGCAGCAGGUGGCUAAGAAGCAAGGGCUGAAGGGCUUCGAACUCGCAAGAAAGGUUUAUUUCCGCACCGAACAGUUUACCGUAGAGAACGGACUGCUUACCCCGACAUUCAAACUUAAACGGCACUACGCACAGGAGGUGUUUGCUGCACAGAUAAAAGAAAUGUAUGAGAAAAUACAUAAGGAACAGCAGAGCGCUUGA